AUGUGCCACACCAAGGCCAUCAGCAACAAAAUCACAACCUCCCAAUCCCCACCUACACCCGUCCAGAACGAAAUUCAAAACCUCAUUCGGGACAUCCGGACAGCCCUAGAGGUUUUCAAUACAAGCAAAGGCCCUACAGCCGUGACGGCUCAGCAAGCCAUCGACUACCUCCUACACCUCCACAGUUCUGCUACCUGCCCCGAAACACCUUCCUUUCAAGCCACCACGCCAACAUCCUACGGCACGGCAUUUGAAGAAGAUGAUGAAUCUGUGAUGCCAAUGUUCAGUCAGGGAACCAUCGAGCGCCAACUCGGUCACUACCUUCCUCCUACACCUCUUCCUCCGCCAUAUGUCCCAUUCCAGAAAAGCCAGCCGUGUCGAAAGAGGAAACGCACCGAGCGGCAUGGAAAUAGGGGUGCAACUCGGAUGUUCAAGAGGGAGCAACAGCUUUGUCUGCCGAAUCUAUCGCCAGCAGUCUGCAGGAACGUUGGGUAUCAAGACCACUGGCUGACAACAAAGGUUGGUGAGGUUGAACCUGAUGAUAUGCUUUGUGAGGAGGAGGAGGAUGAUGAUGAAUGUGGGUUCGAUGGGUGUAAGGGAUUUUGUCAAAUUGUGUGGGGAUAA
Messenger RNA from Aaosphaeria arxii CBS 175.79, 624 nucleotides. RefSeq lists its product as uncharacterized. The record is from RefSeq and is a predicted model, not a curated record. Bases 1 to 624 code for a protein of 207 amino acids. The transcript has a single exon. Lineage: Eukaryota; Fungi; Ascomycota; Dothideomycetes; Pleosporales.